AUGGCUGAUAAUUGGGAAUUGAUGUACUGGCCUCUAGCUGGGAGAGGUGAAUUCAUCCGUGUAAUAUUUGUAGAGGCCGGGAUUGAAUUUAAGGACACCGAUGAUUCGAAAGUAAUCACUGAAAAGGUGAAAGAAGGGAAGAUGGAAGGAUUUCCCGUCAAGUUUCCGCCUGUUCUUUGCAACGGAGAUUUUCAUCUUUCCCAAACCCCAACUAUAUGUAAAUAUCUGGGGAAAAAGUUUGGGCUUUAUCCUGACAACGAAGAUGACGAAUGGCAUGCUGAUCAACUCAACGCAACAAUCCACGACUACAUAGCAGAAGGAAGAUUGAGUUUCCAUGGUGUCAACCAUAUAAUGACCUACUUUAAUCAGAUAGAAGAAACAAAACCGUACAUAGAACGGUUUGUCACAGAACGAAUGCCAAUGUGGCUCAAAUAUUUCGAGAAAGUGCUACUGGCAAACAACGGCGGGACGGGGUUCAUGUUUGGAAACAAGUUGACGUAUGUGGAUCUGGGUUUAAUGCACGUUUUGAGGGCUACAGAGUCGCAGUUUCCGGACGCUUGGAACGAUGCUGACUACAUACCGACCCUGAAAAGUUUCAAGGAUAGAAUGUGUUCUCGGCCACGAUUGGCAGCUUAUUUUAAAUCAGACAAAUGUCGGCCAUUCGAAGGCAAUAGUAUGAUGUAA
Messenger RNA from Ylistrum balloti, 684 nucleotides. RefSeq names its product glutathione S-transferase-like. Gene Ontology annotation, molecular function: glutathione transferase activity. Gene Ontology annotation, biological process: glutathione metabolic process. The record is from RefSeq and is a predicted model, not a curated record. The transcript has 4 exons. NCBI's taxonomy places the organism in Eukaryota, Metazoa, Mollusca, Bivalvia, Pectinida, Pectinidae. Bases 1 to 684 code for a protein of 227 amino acids.